AUGAUUCCUCUGUUACUUGCUAACGGCGCUGCGCUUGAAGCGCAAACCCCAGAAUCACUGAGUCGUACACCACUCCACCAAGCUGUUUGUAGUCUAUCUGACUCCUCUGAUACCGUUGAACAAUUGUUACUGGCCGGUGCAGACAAAGAAGCUAGAAGUCAAUAUUCCUGGCAAACGCCUUUACAAUUGGCUGUCAAGAGCAAUAACAAGGCUUGCGUCACUCAUCUUCUGAAAUCUGGUGUUAACAUCGAUGCUUCGGAUACAGAUGGGUAUACAUCUCUUCACGAUGCCGCGCGGCGAGGCCAGCUUGAGAUUGUAGAGGCGCUUCUUGAUCACGGCGCCAAUCCUACAAUUAAGACAAGCAGGUUACUGGGUCCAAAACCUUCGGGUGUCGCUACGGAUAGUGACGUACCGACAGCUCGAAAGGAAAAGAUCAGGACGCUGCUCAAGGAAGCUGAGAAGGCCUGGAAACGGUCUGGUGGAAAAUAG
Messenger RNA from Letharia columbiana, 489 nucleotides. RefSeq lists its product as uncharacterized. The transcript has a single exon. Gene Ontology annotation, molecular function: protein binding. Bases 1 to 489 code for a protein of 162 amino acids. Lineage: Eukaryota; Fungi; Ascomycota; Lecanoromycetes; Lecanorales; Parmeliaceae. The record is from RefSeq and is a predicted model, not a curated record.